AGCCAUAGUAACACCAGUCAGCUUUAGGGAAGGGAAAUACCUGAAAGGGUUCCUUCCCCCCCUGAUUGAUGGGCCUCCCGGGCCAAUAGGAGGAGGCGCGUAGGGAGCAAGGGGCGGGAGCAGAUUUGUAACCCAAGCUGAGCUGAGGAUAGGUUGAGAUCUGAUGGUGUAGAGUGCUAGUGCCUUUGCAUGUAUGUAUGUGUAUGUGUGUGUGUGUGAGAGAGAAGAGAGAGAGGGAGAGGGAGAGAGAGGGAGAGUGCGGGCUGUGCACAGGCAGUCAGGGAAUACAGUGUAGCAGUGUCUCUGUCUGGAGAUAGGCUGUUGCAUUUCAGUGCUAACUGCAGCAAUCUGUGUCUAUUUUUUAUUGUUUUUGGGGGGAGGGCUGUUGAUCUACAUGAGACUUCUCUUCAUGCUGGUGAAUCAUAUCUGAAGAGGGACAAAUACGGCACAAGUUCACCUCCGAACCGGGAUUUAAAGACAUUCACCGUGUGACAGGCUGCAGUGCACACACCAUCUGGACAUGACUGAGCACAGAGCGAUGGACCCCAAAAUGUCAACGUUAGACAGGGCGGUGAAAGCUGUACCAUUCCCACCAAAUCAUAGGCUUACAGCAAAAGAAAUAUUUGACAAUGAUGGCAAACCUCGGGUAGACGUCUUAAAAGGCCACUUAAUGAAAGAGGGAAGACUGGAAGAAAGCGUGGCUCUUCGAUUAAUAACAGAAGGAGCUUCAAUUCUCCGCAUGGAAAAAAACUUACUGGAUAUUGAUGCUCCAGUGACAGUGUGUGGGGAUAUCCAUGGCCAGUUUUUUGACUUGAUGAAGUUAUUUGAAGUAGGAGGAUCACCUGCCAACACGCGUUACCUCUUCUUGGGAGACUACGUUGACAGAGGAUACUUCAGCAUUGAAUGUGUGCUGUACUUGUGGGCCUUGAAAAUUCUAUAUCCCAAAACUCUGUUUUUACUCCGCGGGAAUCAUGAAUGUAGACAUCUAACAGAGUAUUUUACCUUCAAACAAGAAUGUAAAAUAAAAUAUUCAGAAAGAAUAUAUGAUGCCUGCAUGGAUGCCUUUGACUGCCUUCCUUUGGCUGCUCUGAUGAACCAACAGUUCCUCUGUGUACACGGUGGCUUAUCUCCCGAAAUCAACACUUUAGACGACAUUAGAAAAUUAGAUCGCUUUAAAGAACCCCCCGCAUAUGGACCCAUGUGUGAUAUUUUGUGGUCAGAUCCUCUGGAAGACUUUGGAAAUGAGAAAAGCCAAGAACAUUUUACUCACAACACAGUUAGGGGGUGCUCUUAUUUUUACAGCUAUCCAGCUGUCUGUGAAUUCCUUCAGCACAAUAACUUGUUAUCUAUACUUCGAGCUCAUGAAGCCCAAGAUGCUGGGUAUCGUAUGUAUAGAAAAAGCCAAACAACAGGCUUCCCCUCCCUAAUUACAAUAUUUUCAGCACCAAAUUAUCUAGAUGUAUACAACAAUAAAGCUGCAGUAUUGAAGUAUGAGAACAAUGUCAUGAACAUAAGGCAGUUCAAUUGUUCUCCUCACCCAUACUGGCUUCCAAAUUUCAUGGAUGUCUUUACCUGGUCCUUGCCUUUUGUUGGAGAGAAAGUGACAGAAAUGCUGGUAAAUGUUCUCAGCAUCUGCUCUGAUGAUGAACUGGUAUCAGAUGAAGAUACUGAUGAAGAUCACCUUAUUUAUGCACAGAAAAAAGGAGCAACAGCUGCAGCUCGUAAGGAAGUAAUCAGAAACAAGAUCCGAGCUAUUGGGAAAAUGGCAAGAGUGUUCAGUGUACUGAGAGAAGAGAGUGAAAGCGUGUUGACUUUAAAAGGUCUCACACCUACUGGGAUGCUGCCGAGUGGAGUUCUUUCUGGAGGAAAACCAUCUCUCCAGAGCGCUACUGUUGAGGCUAUAGAGGCCGAUGAAGCAAUCAAAGGAUUCUCGCCACAGCAUAAGAUUACUAGCUUUGAAGAGGCCAAGGGCUUGGACCGCAUUAACGAAAGGAUGCCACCUCGCCGAGAUGCUCUUCCUUCAGAUGCCAACCUUAACUCUAUCAACAAGGCUAUUUCUUCAGAGACCAAUGGCACUGACAGCAAUGGCAGCACCAGCAGCAAUAUUCAGUGACCACUUCCUGUUCAUUAAUAUAUUUUUUGUAGCUGCAAGGCAUGACAGGAUUGCUGCAUAUCAGCAACUGGGUGAUCUUGAUUUGGGUAAAUGCUACUUACUCUGGGGUUGGUGAUGAAUGAUUCAGUUUACAAUGUCAUCUAAAGAAAUAUAGUCUGAUCUAUUUUAGUGGGGGUCCUGGCCUCAUCUGGAUAUGCCUAUAAUUGCUUGUAGAAAAUAUACACAAAAAUAUUGCUGACCUAUAUAGAACAUAUUUUCCAAUGACAUUGGAACCUUUACAUUACUGAAAGGCCUUCUUUUAGUUACUGAACAUACAGUACAUAUUUGUCUAAUUUCUUACUAACUAUUGUAUGUUUACAUUUGCAGCUCUAAACUACAAAUAGACAUUAAACAUUUUUAACAUAAUGUACAAACUAAAAUAAGGACUAUUUAUUGAUGAUGUUUUGUUACUCUUGUCCAGAUUGGCUCAUUGUUUUCCCCACUGCUCCUCACUCUGUCAAAGCUGCUCGCAGUUGCAUCUCUGUUUUAAUGAAUUGCAAGCCUCUCCAUCAGAGUAUCUGUAACCCAAAACCACAAAUCUGAAAAGUCUUAAUGUCACUGGUGCUGGGACAUAGACUUCAGUGCAUUGCUUUAGCAAGGAAAAGGACAAAAGCAAAUACAAAAAUAAAAAUAAAUUUAAUAUAAGAAUGUUGACAAAUUUGUUAAAGAUGCCAAAAAAAGGAAAGUUUAAUUUUGUACAGAUUAUGCUUACCUCAGGUUACAUUAUUGUGCUUGAAUACCCUUCUUACUUAUAGAACACAUAGCUUAACUAUUUGGCAGUGAAUAUCCUUUUUUUUUUUUUUUCUUUAAUAAGCAAAACUGGAAUAAUGAUAAUCAUUCUAUUUUUUUGCUGUUCUAUCUACGUUUUUUUGGUAAAUAAAGUAUUGGUUGUGGCUUGCUGAAUUUUAAUAUUUAUGAGUGGUGCAUUUUUAAGUAUAGUGAACAAGACACCAUAUUAAGUGCAGUGAAAAGCAUCUAUAUUCUGUAAAAAUCCGCCUAUGCAUGUUUUUUAUGACAAAAUUGGCUGUAUAGGCCUGUAUCAGACUGUAAUGCGCUUAGUGGUUGGACUUAUACUGGAAAUGUAUGUAUACUGGCAUACUUUAUAUUCUCUUAAAACGCUUAAUGCCUUUGAAAUUUUGUAAUCAAAGAAAAAGCUUUGAAAAAAUCUAAAGAAGAGAAAAGAAUAUUCUUAAUGUUUUAUAACAUACGCUUGUCAGUGCACACAUAUAUAUGGUUAGCAUGUUUAGCAAAACUUGUGAAAUUUUAAAUAAGUUUGUGGUUACAUGUGAAACUUUAAGUGCAUGAUAACUGUUAGUGUCAUAAUAGUUUGGUCAUUCUGUUAUGUUACGUCAUGUGCCACAAAUGUGUAAUUCUUUUCACUUUUUUUUCCCUUUAUAAUAUGAGUUACGGGUUAUUAUUGACUCCUUCUAACAACAUCAAAAAAAUAAUUAAUUGAAUCAAAUUAAAGUCCAUUGAUAUUUUCUAACAAUUGUUUAAGUGCCCAAGUAAUUCACUACAGCCUAAAGCCUUGCCUUUGUAAUUUGACUUCUGAAAUGUUGGCAAUCGAAGCAUGCACGUGUAACAAUGACAAAAAAGCAUUUUAUAUUACUACUCAAUAAAAUGUGCAUGAACUUAAGCAUC
Rana temporaria (common frog) is the source of this 3793-nucleotide messenger RNA. RefSeq names its product protein phosphatase 3 catalytic subunit alpha (gene PPP3CA). Gene Ontology annotation, cellular component: cytoplasm; cytosol; calcineurin complex. Gene Ontology annotation, molecular function: calmodulin-dependent protein phosphatase activity; calmodulin binding. The transcript has 15 exons. The record is from RefSeq and is a predicted model, not a curated record. Gene Ontology annotation, biological process: calcineurin-NFAT signaling cascade. Lineage: Eukaryota; Metazoa; Chordata; Amphibia; Anura; Ranidae. Bases 521 to 2113 code for a protein of 530 amino acids.